CUUAAACCCCAUUGCCAUUGUUGUUCAAAAACCAGAGUCUUAUCCACUCCUUACUUUCAACUUCAUACAACGCCAUGCCUACUUAAUUCAUUUGCCAUAAGAAGACACAGUUUUUGCAUACGAAUUCAUGGCAAAUUUGCUAUCUCAUUCACCAAUUCCUUUGAAUUUUACCAAAAACAAUGGUGUUGUAGCUGGUUAUUCACCUUUUUCCGGUGGCAUUUAUCGAAAAGCCUUCGUUAUUCGUGCUUCCGCGGUGUCUCAGACUAGGCGAAAGAAACAGUCACAGCAGAAGGAAGAUGAGUCCUCGUUGUUAUCAGCUACGGCGAUGGAGAAAGGGCUGAGAUUAUUGUUCAUGGAGGAUUUGAUGGAGCGUGCAAGGAGUCGCGAUGUCGCCGGAGUUUCUGAAGUUAUUUACGAUAUGAUUGCUGCCGGAAUUAACCCGGGACCUCGCUCAUUUCAUGGCUUGGUCAUUUCUCAUACACUUAAUGGCGAUCACGAAGGCGCUAUGAAUGCAUUGAGGAGAGAACUAAGUGAAGGCCUUUGUCCUCUUCCUGAAACCUUCACUGCAUUAGUUCGUUUAUUUGGUUCAAAAGGGUAUGCCACAAGAGGUUUAGAGAUUCUUGCAGCUAUGGAGAAACUAGAUUUCGAUAUCCGGAAUGCUUGGCUAGUUCUUAUUGAGGAACUUAUUAGAAACAAUUACUUGGCUGAUGCCAACAAGGUGUUUCUAAAAGGUGCAGAGGGUAAGAUGAGAGCUACUGAUGAGAUAUAUGAUCUUUUGAUCGAAGAGGAUUGUAAAGUUGGAGAUCAUUCAAAUGCAUUAACAAUAGCUUAUAAAAUGGAGGAAGCUGGAAGAAUGGCUACUACUUAUCAUUUCAAUUGUCUCCUUAGUUGUCAGGCAAAGUGUGGAAUACCUGAAAUUGCAUACGCGACAUUUGAAAAUAUGAUAUAUGGGCAAGAUUUUAUGAAACCUGAUACAGAGACAUAUAAUUGGGUGAUUGAGGCUUAUACAAGGGCAGAAGGAUCUGAUAGGGUGCAAGAUGUUGCUGCUGUUCUUGGUAUGAUGGUUGAAGAUUACAAAACUGUACAACCUAAUGUGAGAACUUACGCGCUAUUGGUGGAAUGCUUUACAAAAUAUUGUUCUAUAAGAGAAGCUAUCAGACAUUUUAGAGCCCUUAUUAAAAUUGAAGGUGGAAUUAAAGUUUUAUAUAAUGAAGGAAAUUAUGGAGAUCCACUUUCUUUAUAUCUUCGGGCUUUAUGUAGAGAAGGAAGAAUUGUUGAGCUUUUGGAAGCUUUAGAAGCAAUGAGUAAAGAAAAUCAACCAAUUCCAGCUAGAGCAAUGAUACUUAGUCAAAAGUAUAGAACAAUGGUUAGUUCUUGGAUUGAACCAUUGAAUACAGAAGCAGAUGUAGGAUAUGAAAUUGAUUACAUUGCCAGAUACAUAGAAGAAGGUGGGCUAACCGGGGCCCGCAAAAGGUGGGUCCCACGAGAAGGAAAAACAUCCCUAGACCCUGAUGUUGCAGGAUUUGUGUACAAAAACCCUUUAGAAACCUCAUUCAGACAACAUUGUCUUGAAAACUGGAGAAGAUAUCAUAGAAAGGUGUUAAGAGCUUUACGUAGAAGAGGUCCAUCACUUUUAGGAGAAGUUUCAGAAUCUGAAUACAUUCGUGUUCUUGAGUGGCUUUUUCAUAUCCUUAAACGCCCCAAUAAAAACGCAUUAAAACCAAAAGCUGCAAGUAAAAUGCUUGUGAAUGAAUUGGCUGAAGAGCUUGAAGCACAAGGGCUUCCUACUGAUGGAAAUAGGAGUGUGCUUUAUCAACGUGUGCAGAAAGCUAGGAGGAUUAAUAGGUCUAGAAAUAAACCCCUUUGGGUUCCUCCUGUUGAAGAGCAAGAAGAAGAGAUUGAUGAGGAAAUUCAAGAACUAAUCUCUCGAGUGAGACUAGAAGAAGGAAACACAGAGUUUUGGAGAAGACGUUUUCUUGGUGAAUGUUUAGAAGCAGAACUUGGAAAACCAACAGCAAUUGAAGUAGAAGCUACAGAUGUUGAUGAUGAUGAAGGGGACAAAGAGGAACAAACUGAAAACCAAUCUGGUGAUACAGAAGCUGUUAAAGACAAGGAAGAUGCUGCAAAUCCUUUACAAAUGAUUGGUGUUCAAUUGUUCAAAGGUUUUGAUGAUUCCACACCUACUAAAUCCAAAAAAUCCAAGAAAAGAUUGGCAAGAAUUGCUGCUAUGGAGAACGAUGAUGAUGAAGAGUGGUUACCAUUGGAUAUACUGGAGGCAUUUAAGGAGUUACGGGAAAGAAAAAUAUUCGAUGUAUCGGAUAUGUAUACAAUUGCUGAUGCGUGGGGUUGGACAUGGGAAAUGGAGAUAAGAAACACUCCCCCUCGACACUGGUCACAACAAUGGGAAGUUGAGUUAGCUGUGAAGCUAAUGUCAAAAGUAAUGGAGUUGGGUGGGACACCAACUAUUGGAGACUGUGCUAUAAUUCUUCGUGCGGCAAUACGAGCCCCAUAUCCUCCAGCUUUCUUAGAAAUUUUACGAACAACACAUACACUUGGUUAUGUGUUUGGAAGUCCAUUAUACGAUGAGGUUAUCGGAUUGUGCCUUGAUCUUGGAGAAUUAGAUGCAGCUAUUGCAAUUGUUGCUGACUUGGAAACAAGUGGUAUCACUGUUCCUGAUGAGACACUUGAUAUGGUCAUUCAGGCUAGACAAACUACUCGUACUAAUGUAAAUGGUGCAUCUUUGUAAUCUUACACAUGUCUUUUUUGUUGUAUGAUAUACUUUUGAUUCUAAUAGGAAUUAGUUUGUCUCAUGAAUACUUCUCACC
Lactuca virosa is the source of this 2825-nucleotide messenger RNA. NCBI's taxonomy places the organism in Eukaryota, Viridiplantae, Streptophyta, Magnoliopsida, Asterales, Asteraceae. The record is from the annotation of a GenBank genome assembly.